CUUUAUUAGGAAGUGUUAUAAUAUCUGCAUGGACCAAAUAGUUCCACUGAUUCUUACGGCAGCCAUCGACGCUUUCUGGUCAAUCAUGGGAAAACGGCAUUCGAAGCCGGUGGAUUAUGCCGCCAUUACGGCCCCGCUGGUCGCGCAAAUGAACCAGCACCGACAGGAAUACCAAGCGCAGCGGCUACGCGAUGAUGCGCUCUUCCAUCAGCGCCUCAACGACCUGCAGAACUCAAACGCGGCGGAGCGCGACAGCCUGCUGAAGAAUUUCCGCCUGGAGCAGGAAGUGUGGGACGGUAAAUGGCAAGCUGAAAAGCAGCGCUACGAAUCACAACUGGAGGAACUGACGCAGACAAUGGAGAGCAAUCAGGUGCAGCUGCAAAAGGUCAUCGCUGAACUGCAGCUCCCCAUUAAAGAGCGCGAAGAGAGAAUUGCCUAUGUCAACAGUCGAAAGCUGCCGAUCCGGCAGACGGAAUCCGUGCUACUGUUAGGUAUGAAAGGCUUGGGCAAAAGCACCUUCUUGUGGUUGCUGAACAAAGGACCCAAGCCGAAACCGUCACGCUCAGACGGCACGGUGGAGAUCCUGCAUGUGGACGGGUUCGUGGACUCCAUUGGACUGCGCGGAUGGGGCCCGGAGGAACUGCUGAAACUGCUGGUCUUGAUGAUCUACGACGGGAUCCCCAAGGAUCUUAUCGUCUUCGGCAACGACCGCAUCCAGCUGCCCAUUAUGUCGCUGGGCCUGCUGGGCGUUAACAAUCCCAUGAUCGUCAUGAUGUCCAGUGAGUUUUGGAGGAACCUUGAGCCGGAGGAUGAGGAUGACCAGCCGAUUCACUUGGUGGAGGACGCCAAGGGGGUGCGGCGCGUGGAACCCGAAAAGGAUUUGCGCCGCGUGUAUAAUAUGAAGGUGUACGCGGAAAUUAAGAAACACCAACUGGGUACCACGCCCAUCACCCACCACGAUGACUUGGAGUCGCUGGUGCGGACGCGGAAUGACGCAGGGAUUCGGCCGUUCCAGUUCCUUAUGGACGGACUGGGUCAGCAGUUCCAUGUGGAAAAGGAGAACGACCACUACAUGGAGGCGCUCUUUCGCUUCAUUUACAUCUACGAGACAAAGUACAAGAGGGACCGACUCAAGUUCAUGAAUAACGCAACGCUGCAGGAGUUCAAAUAAAAGAUGACAGGUUGUUUCCCCUUUAUGUUUCUAAUUAAUUAAUGUCAUUUUACUGAAUCCAUAUUGCAGUCAUGCACCCACACAUUGUGCUUUGUCCAGCUGCUGUUAGCUGGUUACGAGAUAUAAACGUGCUUUGAUGAAACCGAGCUUCACGUUUUAUUUUGUCUUUCAUAAAUUAAUUCCCAAACGCCCAUACACAGUAAUUACAACGACGAUGACAUCGUAUAUAUUAAUGAAUGAUCGUUAUUUGAAGUCCUGCAGCGUGGCGUUA
This is a messenger RNA of Paramacrobiotus metropolitanus, 1442 nucleotides long. RefSeq lists its product as uncharacterized. The record is from RefSeq and is a predicted model, not a curated record. The transcript has a single exon. The coding region runs from base 29 to 1171 and encodes 380 amino acids. NCBI's taxonomy places the organism in Eukaryota, Metazoa, Tardigrada, Eutardigrada, Parachela, Macrobiotidae.